Molecule: messenger RNA, 1138 nt
Organism: Oncorhynchus masou masou (cherry salmon)
Lineage: Eukaryota; Metazoa; Chordata; Actinopteri; Salmoniformes; Salmonidae
Gene: spaca6
Product: sperm acrosome associated 6
Exons: 9
Coding region: 1-1026 (341 amino acids)
Biological process (GO): fusion of sperm to egg plasma membrane involved in single fertilization
Source: RefSeq, a predicted model, not a curated record
AUGUGGAAGUGUGGGUUGUGGGUUCUGUAUGCCAGCACGUUGUUCAAACCCUCUUCGAGCUGCUAUCAGUGCUUUGUGGAGGUUGAAGACAGCAUACGUCUGUGUUGGGGACACGUCCUCACCGAAUACAACAUUCGAAAUGUAGACUCGUGCUUUAAAAAACUAGAGAAUAUAUUCAAUAACAACCAGAAAGUGAUUGAGGCAGGACGAGUUGGGAAAGGUUAUGAUCAGAAGCUGAAGGAGAUCCUAAAUGCUGAGAUCAUGCCCAUGGCGGAGGAAUUUGACAAGAAGAUGAAUGAUGACACAGUAUAUGACGAGAGGUUACUGACAGCUGCAGACAAUUUCAUUGCGGCUGCCUUCAAACUGCCUCGAGCUUCUGGAUGUUUCCCUCCAUGUGGUUUUCAGACUUCUGGUUAUGUCUACAACUGUAUCACCUGUCAGUAUGACUCCUGUGAGUUCCCACUUGACUGUCCAACAAAGAACAUCACAGUCAUGGAGAACAACCGGACACAGAUGAGGUGUGACGUCCCCUUUCCCCUGCCUUAUGAAAUGAAAGUGGUCUGGAGGUUUGCAGAGGAGAUCAGGACCCAGCAGGUGGAUCAGUUUGAGGAGGUGACAGUAGGGAUAGACCGGCUCUACUCUAUCCCCUCAGCUGGUCUGCGACACCAGGGUACAUACCAGUGUGAGAUCUACUCUGAACAGCGCUCUUUAGUCAGACUUUACUACCACCUCAUAGUCAUCCCCCAGGUGGUUGUAGGCCACAGUGAGCUGCAGGAGAUAUUUGAUCUGUCACUGCUUCCAGGGGGCCAAAUUGUCCCUGUGCCUGGUGGAUGGUCCCUUGCCCUCCUCCGUCUCCCCCCUCCCUCUCUCCUCACGGCCUGUCUGACUUCUCUGCUGCUGCUGCUCUUCCUCUCCCUGGGGAUUCUGCACUGGUGGUCGAUAAAGAAAGAGAAGAGUGAUGUGGAGCAAGCUGAAGACGAUCCAGAUUCAAGGUGCCCAGUGCGGGAGAUUUAUCUACUGCAAUAAAAACGAGCAAUCGGUCUUUAGCUGGUUUCACCACUAGAGGGCGAUAAGCACAUGUUAAUAUCUGUAACUUCAGUGCUUUAAGGCUGGAGUCAUUAAAGAUCGGUUGCCUUUA